UCUGCCGUGUCGAACAUGGACUCGCCUGCAGAGGUUGCAAAAAUCGACGAUCGUACCUAAAGUAUAAAGAAUAAUAAAAGUCUCAAGCUCAUCACUACAUGAUACUGUUAACUCACAAGAGUUUUUCGCAAUGGCAACAUACAACGACGCUUUCUCCGUGCCCCUUCACCCUUCCUCGCCACAGUCCAUCUCUCUUAUUGACCUCCUCUUUCCUAGCCUCAACACCACUCUCGUCGCCUUCCAGCAGCUUCUCGCCGGACACUUGAACAGCUGUGCCGGACUGCUUGGCUUAUGUAGGCUUGUCGCGUUCGCAGCAAGGUAUUUUUACCGACACUCGAAAGGGGCUGUGCGAGAAUGCUAUAGUCAGUUGAUACCCCAUUCCAUUGUGACCACUUCUCACACUCGAAGCCUCGACGCUGUACAUCUCCGAAGUUGGUGAAGCACGCGAUAUGCUCGAUGCGUGGACUUCUCGUAACUUUGGAGACUCCACUCGUUCUUUCACGGGUUCUCGUUGGCCAAAGGGAUGACUAUUAUGGCAACGAAUUUGCCACUACCGUUCGGAAGAAGCCUCUACGAUUCUCCAUUUGGGGAGGGCAAGCAUUGGUUUCGGCACCAAG
Messenger RNA from Pseudovirgaria hyperparasitica, 617 nucleotides. RefSeq lists its product as uncharacterized. Bases 131 to 439 code for a protein of 102 amino acids. The transcript has a single exon. NCBI's taxonomy places the organism in Eukaryota, Fungi, Ascomycota, Dothideomycetes, Acrospermales, Acrospermaceae. The record is from RefSeq and is a predicted model, not a curated record.